AUGUCAGCGACCGAACCCACCAAGGAGCCUGCGAAGGAGGAGGUCGCAGAGCAGUCAACAGUCGCGCAGGCGCAAGUCGAUGGCAGCGGUGAGCCCGCCAAUGGCUCACCUCUGACCGAGACCGAGUACAAGGUCGAGGUGAAGCUGGCAGACAUGCAGGCGGACCCGAACAACCCUCUGUACUCGGCUCAGUCUUUUGAAGAGCUUCAGCUGUCCGAGGAACUGCUCAAGGGCGUCCGCAACAUGAACUUCCGGAAACCCUCCAAAAUUCAAGAGAAGGCCCUACCUCUACUCCUCAUGAACCCACCCACGAACAUGAUUGCGCAGUCGCAGUCCGGAACAGGCAAGACUGCUGCCUUCUCCCUGAACAUCCUGUCCCGCAUCGACCUCAGCAGAAACGAGCCACAGGCCAUCGCUUUGGCUCCCAGCCGAGAACUCGCUCGCCAGAUCCUGGGAGUCAUCACACACAUGGGACAGUUCAUGGAGGGCUUGAAGACUAUGGCUGCUAUUCCAGACCCAACCAAGAGGAACCAGAGGCUCGACGCGCACGUCCUCGUUGGUACACCUGGUACUGUCCAGGAGCAGCUCAAGCGCCGGCUUAUCAAGUCCGACAGCAUCAAGAUCCUUGUGCUCGACGAGGCCGAUAACAUGCUGGAUCAGCAGGGCAUGGGCGACCAAUGCACUCGUGUCAAGUCCCUUCUGCCAAAGAACAUCCAAACCGUUCUAUUCUCCGCGACAUUCCCGCCAGCCGUUAUAAACUAUGCCAACAAGUUUGCGCCCAACUCCAACGUGCUGACCUUGGCGCACGAAGAGCUCACUAUUGAGGGCAUCAAACAGCUGUACAUCGAUAUCGACAAGGACCAAGACAAAUACUCGACUCUUCUCAAGUUCUACGGUCUUAUGACACAGGCAUCGUCGAUCAUUUUCGUUAGAACCCGAAGGACUGCUGAGGAGCUCGAGAGGCGCAUGGUAGCGGAAGGUCACAAGGUCGCUCAACUAAGUGGUGCUCUAGAGGGUCAGGACCGUGAUCGCGUUAUCGAUCAGUUCCGAAGUGGUGAGGCAAAGGUGCUGAUCACCACCAACGUGCUUGCUCGUGGUAUCGACGUUGAGUCUGUGACUAUGGUAAUUAACUAUGAUGUUCCCACCAUGGCCGACGGCAGGGAAGCUGACCCUGAGACCUACCUUCACCGCAUUGGUCGUACUGGUCGGUUCGGACGUGUCGGUGUCGCCUUGACCUUUGUUCACGACAAGGCUAGCUGGCAGCAACUGCACGACAUCGCAUCAUACUUCAAGACCGACCUCCACCCCAUCGACACGUCCGACUGGGACAACGUCGAGGAGAUGAUUCAGAAGAUCAUCAAGAGCUCGCGAGCCGGCAAGAGCACCAAGGAGAUGACGGAGAUGAUUACCUCGUAG
Messenger RNA from Parastagonospora nodorum SN15, 1416 nucleotides. RefSeq lists its product as hypothetical. Lineage: Eukaryota; Fungi; Ascomycota; Dothideomycetes; Pleosporales; Phaeosphaeriaceae. Gene Ontology annotation, molecular function: RNA binding; ATP binding; RNA helicase activity. Gene Ontology annotation, cellular component: nucleus; cytoplasmic stress granule. The transcript has 5 exons. The record is from RefSeq and is a predicted model, not a curated record. Gene Ontology annotation, biological process: poly(A)+ mRNA export from nucleus. The coding region runs from base 1 to 1416 and encodes 471 amino acids.